Messenger RNA from Knipowitschia caucasica, 255 nucleotides. The record is from the annotation of a GenBank genome assembly. NCBI's taxonomy places the organism in Eukaryota, Metazoa, Chordata, Actinopteri, Gobiiformes, Gobiidae.
AUGUGUGGACUAAAGCAGGAGCUGAGUGUGAGCCGCCCCCCGCUCUCUGGCGUGAUAAGCAGCGUGUGGCAGCAUGUCUCGUGUCCUGUCUCGUAUCGGGCCGUCCUGACCGCGAGGCACCCAGGCAGUCUGCUGGGGGCUCAGGUUUCGGCACAGCGGCGGCACAGACACCCCCCCCACCUCCGCAGGCUCCGGAGCAGGUAUCAGGUUGCCAGUUCAGCGCCGGCCAGGCUUGACGCUGGCGGCGGCCUGUGA